CUCGUAUACGAUGGAUCAUUCGAUGCACAUGCCCCACGGCCAUGGCCACGGCGAUAUGGAUAUGGGCGGGCAAUGCAACAUGAAUGCAAGUACCUGACGUCUCCGAUGGUCUUUACCUGGUCGGCCAAAGAUCUUUGCAUCAUCUUCCGCUGGUGGCGCAUCACUGGGCCCUUCUCGUUCUUGUUUUCCCUCGCCGCCAUCGUCCUCCUCACUGCCGGCUAUGAAGGAGUUCGACAGGCGACCCGGCGAUAUGAAGCUGCCCACGCCCGACGCCUGAACUCAUUUACAUCUUCCGUAGCAACAGGAGACGAGGAGAUCGCCGAUCCGACCAUCGCCGGUGCCCCGACGGAACCUAUUCCUGACGCUCACGACGAUGACUCACCUCUACUUGUAGGCCGGGACAACCGCGCGGCGGUUGCGCGCCAAGGGAAAUUCGCCAUGGCGUUUCUGUAUGCCGUGCAAGUCUUUUAUAGCUUCUUCAUAAUGUUACUCUUCAUGACUUACAAUGGAUUUGUCAUGUUUGCGGUGGCAUUUGGUGCAUUCCUUGGGUAUGUGGUUUUCGCGGAUGGCACUCCGGCGACCAAGACGAUUGCCUGCCAUUGA
This is a messenger RNA of Penicillium alfredii, 603 nucleotides long. RefSeq names its product low-affinity Cu transporter. Gene Ontology annotation, cellular component: membrane. The transcript is spliced from 4 exons. Lineage: Eukaryota; Fungi; Ascomycota; Eurotiomycetes; Eurotiales; Aspergillaceae. The record is from RefSeq and is a predicted model, not a curated record. Gene Ontology annotation, biological process: copper ion transmembrane transport. The annotation marks the transcript as partial. Gene Ontology annotation, molecular function: copper ion transmembrane transporter activity.